Molecule: messenger RNA, 1854 nt
Organism: Vitis riparia (riverbank grape)
Lineage: Eukaryota; Viridiplantae; Streptophyta; Magnoliopsida; Vitales; Vitaceae
Product: putative disease resistance protein RGA3
Exons: 1
Coding region: 1-1854 (617 amino acids)
Source: RefSeq, a predicted model, not a curated record
AUGAAGAAUGUGGUAUGCGUUGAGGAUGCAUUACGGGCCAAUAUGAAGGAUAAGAAAUACCUUGAUGAGUUGUCCUUGAAUUGGGGUAACGGGAUUAGUGAUGAUGUUAUACAAAGUGGUGUAAUAGAUGAUGAUAUUCUCAACAAGUUACAACCUCAUCCAAAUUUAAAAAAGCUCUCCAUCAUAAGUUAUCCUGGUGUAACAUUUCCAGAUUGGCUUGGUGAUCUUUCAUUCUCGAAUCUUGGGUCCCUUCAGCUUUCGGGUUGUGAGAAUUGCUCAACGUUGCCGCCACUUGGGCAGCUACCUUGUCUUGAACAUCUAGGGAUCUCAAACAUGAAAGGAGUAGUGAGGGUGGGUAGUGAGUUUUAUGGAACUUCUUCCUCGCUUCAGCCCUCCUUCCCAUCCCUGCACACCUUAUCAUUUGACCAUAUGUCCAAUUGGGAGAAAUGGUUAUGUUGUGGAGGCAGACAUGGAGAAUUCCCUCGUCUCCAGAAGCUUUCUAUACAGUUCUGUCCCAAACUCACUGGGGAAUUACCAAUACACCUUUCUUCAUUGAAGGAACUUAACCUUCAGUGUUGUCCACAGCUGCUUGUGCCUACACUCAACGUUCCUGCUGCCCGUACAUUGCAGUUGAAAAGGCAAACUUGUGUGUUCACAGCUAUUCAAACUUCAGAAAUUGAAAUUUCAAAUGUCUCUCAAUUGAAAAAACUUCCAGUGCUACCCCACAAUCUCUACGUUAGAAAAUGUGAUUCUGUGGAGUCUCUACUGGAGGAGGAAAUCCUGCAGGCCAACAUGCACUAUUUGAUGAUUUAUAACUGCUCUUUUUCCAGGUCCCCGAGCAAAGUUGGUUUACCCACUACAUUGAGAUCACUAUUGAUCUUUCACUGUACCAAAGUGGACCUUCUUCUACCUAAGUUGUUCAGAUGCCAUCACCCGGUUCUCGAAAUUCUAACAAUCAGUGGCGGUGCCUGUGAUUCUCUCUCGUUGUCCUUCUCAAUGUUGGACUUCUUCCCCAGGUUGACUAAUCUCCAUAUAUUUGAUCUUGAGGGGCUUGAGGAGCUCUGCAUCUCGAUUUCAGAGGGGGAUCCCACAUCUCUUCGUCAAUUGAAAAUCAAUGGGUGCCCUAAUCUUGUAUACAUCCAACUGCCCGCUCUCGACUCGAUGUGCCAUGAGAUUUGUUAUUCCUCCAAUCUCAAAUUGCUGGCGUACACCCAUUCAUCUCUGCAGAAACUGCAUUUAGAGGAUUGUCCAGAAUUGUUGUUGCACAGAGAGGGUUUGCCUUCCAACCUAAGGGAACUUGAAAUAUUAGGCUGCAACCAACUCACGUCACAGGUGGACUGGGAUUUGCAAAGACUGACCUCUCUUACUCAUUUCACAAUCAGAGGUGGAUGUGAAGACGUGGAAUUAUUUCCCAAGGAGUGCCUGCUGCCCUCUUCUCUAACUUAUCUUUCAAUCGCGAAUCUUCCAAAUCUCAAGUUUCUUGACAGCAAAGGGCUUCAGCAACUCACCUCUCUUCUACAAUUACACAUCCAGAAUUGCCCUGAGCUCCAAUUCUCGACUGGAUCUGUUCUUCAACGCCUUAUCUCUCUCAAGAAAUUAGGAAUCUACAUGUGUGAAAGGCUCCAAUCCUUGACAGAAGCGGGUCUUCACCACCUCACCACUCUUGAAGCCUUAUGUAUCAUCGGUUGCCCUAAGCUCCAAUACUUGACAAAAGAGAGACUGCCAGACUCCCUCUCUUAUCUGAAGGUCUACAAUUGUCCUUCACUGGGACAACGGUGCCAAUUCGAGAAAGGGCAAGAAUGGCGUUAUAUAUCUCACAUUCCAAAAAUAGUGAUCGAUGAUGUGCUAUUUUAA